ACUCUGAUGCCAUCAGGCAACACGAUCUAGUUUUUGUUGUUUCUCUUUUUCUAGCAGUUUUUUUAUUAGCAAAACAUGUGUAGAUAGGUAACUUCAGCAAUAGUUUUCACAAUUCAUAACGGUUUUUAGAUCAGUUUAGUGAAGUGGUUGCGAACAGGUUGUAGUCGCGAUUUUUCUCAAAAUGAUUGGGUUGGCACAACCAUUGCGUGAGAUGCUGAGGGUGAAACCUAUGGACACUACUAAUAUAGUAUGGCGUUUACACAACCGCGCUACAGUUUAUGUGCUAAUUUUCUUUACAAUUCUGCUGUCCGCACGUGCCUAUUUUGGAGAACCGAUCGACUGCAUUACCAGUGCCUCCGAGAUAAAGCAAAGUAUGAAUAGCUUCUGUUGGACACUGGGCACUUACAUAAGCAAUAAUCCAAAAUUUGUUGAUGCCAGUUGGGAUUUCAUCAAAAUUGGCCAAAAAAUGGGACAAAUACCCAUGGACCAACGCGUCUACCAAAAAUAUUACCAAUGGGUUUCUUGUUUACUGGCCAUACAAGCAUUCUUGCUCUCUCUUCCGAAACAUCUUUGGCGAUUCUUCGAAUGAUAUCGGAUGGAGACAUUAUGCUCUGACUUAACAUCCAUUUUACCGCCGGACGCCUGGACCACCAAGCGGAAGCAUCACACUUUGCACUAUUUAACACAGGAGCCGCGUCGUAAGCAGUUAAACUACGCGUACAUGUUUUAUUUUUGCGAGUUGCUGAAUUUCGCUUUGGUGCUUCUGAAUAUGUCGCUGUUGAAUUUUAUCAUCGGUGGAUUUUGGUACAAUUAUCAGCCGGCUAUGCAGGCUCUCAUGACACUAGAGAUGGACACAUGGAUGUCUCAAAAUUCCCUGGUCUUUCCAAAAUUAGCAAAAUGUGAAUUUUCAACGGUUGGUCCCAGCGGAAGCACACAAAAUCAUGACGCUCUGUGUCUGCUACCGCAGAAUAUCAUAAACGAGAAGAUAUUUGCCUUUCUUUGGCUAUGGUUCAUCUGCCUGGCGAUCAUUUCCGGUGUGCAGAUUUGGUUCAGGAUAAUUCAACUCAGCUGCCGGAGCGUUCGGGUAAAGCUGCUCUACUCUCAGUUGGUGCCGAUAAGUUACAAACGGGUUAAGAGACUUGUACGUGAAACUAACUUCGGACAAUGGUUCAUACUGUAUCAAAUGUCUAGGAAUAUUAACCGAGACGUAAUGAAAGACAUUAUAAUCGCCUUAACUAAGCAAGAAUCGGUAAACGGUCUUUCAAAACAAAGCUUGGAACAGCAGAUACAAGUCGAAGUUGAGGAGGAUGAGCUGGAGGAAGAUGAAGUUACUGUUUGAUUUAUAAUUCUCUAGUUAGGGUGAUAACUAUUAUGUUUUGGAGAGAGCAGCUGUGAGACUAAGUAAGGCAUAUUUUGCCUAGAAAUCCUAGUCCAUUUAAAAAGAGUUCAUCCGGAAUUUGUACCGAUUUUUUUCUGGGAAAACGGUAGGAAACGUUAACCUAUUAAACCUCCACUUAUUUUGGUAGAAAGUUCUGAUAGAAGCAAAACAUGAAGUAAUGUUUUCGAAAAAUAGAAAUCAAUAGCUAAUAUCAGCGAAAAGUAAUAAUCUGAAAAGCAGCGUAGUAAUUGUUUAGUAUGCUUAUCGAAUUUUCACAACAUUUACGAAGAUAGAGUUCUUCACAAAAACAAAAAUGUAAAGUAACAGUUUGAUGAGCUAUAUUGUUGAAUUUAUAAAUAUUUUUUAUUAA
Molecule: messenger RNA, 1748 nt
Organism: Wyeomyia smithii (pitcher-plant mosquito)
Lineage: Eukaryota; Metazoa; Arthropoda; Insecta; Diptera; Culicidae
Product: innexin inx2-like
Exons: 3
Biological process (GO): phototransduction
Cellular component (GO): gap junction; plasma membrane
Molecular function (GO): gap junction channel activity
Source: RefSeq, a predicted model, not a curated record